AUGAUUGAGGUAAUACGAUGUUGCAAUAUUAAAGUGACUUCAUUUAAAUAUAACUAGUUUGCAUUGUUCUUUUCUAUUUUGAUUUUAAUAUAAAUUGUCAAUUAUAUUCUUUAAUUUUAGGAAAAUAAAUAAAAAAUGAUAUCCUUUUUCCGUUUCAAAUAGCUUUUAAUAUUACUUAACCUAUAACUGUCAAAUACAACAAAGAAUAAUGUGAAAGUAGCAUGUUAUAUAUACAAAAAUUCAUAUCGUUACUAAUAAAAUUUGCAUGUAUACUAUAUAUAUAUAUAUAUAUAAAUUUUUCGUUAAAUUUUGUGUUUUUUUCAGUGCUAAGACAACUUAAUCUUGUAUUUUUUCUACAACUGAUCAUCUAAUUUAUACAGAUGGAUAGUGAAAAGCAAAAGGAUGAGAUUGUUGCAUUGGAAAGUAUUUACAAUUCAGAAGAAUUUUCAUAUCGCAAGGAGAAUGAUCAAUACCAAUGUACUUUUAUGAUAUUCAUAAAUCUUCCUAUCGAUUAUCAUGUAACAUAUAAGGAUUAUAGGCAAGUGGAUGAGUCUGAACAAAAGAUUAAAAUAUCUCAUUUACCACCAUUAAAACUUCAUGUAUUUCUACCAAAAAAUUAUCCUUCUGAGUUGCCACCGAAAUUUACUUUAUAUUCAUCUUGGUUGGAUCUCCCGAUGUUAACUACAUUAUGUAAAAAGUUAGACAAAUUAUGGGAAGAAAAUAAAGGACAAGAAAUAUUAUUUACAUGGGUGGCUUUCUUACAUGAUGAAACUCUGGAAUUUUUAAAUAUACAAGAUCAUCUUAAUAUGAGUCGUGCUUAUACGCGCUAUAAAGAAGCCUUGGAAAUAGUACAUAAUAUUCGUAAGAAUAAAAUAGAUAACAUAGACAAAGAAUGUACCAUAGAUUCAAAUAAGGAAAAAUUAGUAAUUGGGCAAAAUCCCAUACAAACAUUGAUUGAUUACAGUGAAAAACGUAAUGAAAUUGAAUUUAAGAAAAAUUUUUAUACUUGUAAAAUUUGUUUUGUGGACAAAUUAGGAGAACAUUGUACACAAUUUUUACCAUGUGGUCAUGUAUUUUGUAAAGAUUGCAUAGCUGGUUACUUAGAAGUAAGAAUCAAAGAUGGAAACGUACAAAAUAUUUAUUGUCCAGAAGAAAAAUGUACCUCUGAAGUAACACCUGCACAGAUAAAGGACUUAGUAAGUUCAGAAUUAUUUGUGAAAUAUGAUUCUAUACUAUUGAGUGCCACAUUAGACACUAUGGGAGAUAUAGUAUAUUGUCCAAGACGUAAUUGUCAAUAUCCAGUUAGUCGGGAACCGAAUGAACAAAUGGCAAAUUGCCCAAUCUGUCAAUAUGCAUUUUGCGUUUACUGCAAAAUGGUGUAUCAUGGCAUAGAACCAUGCAAAGUUUAUUCAGCUGAAAUACAUAAAGUGGUAGCUGAAUAUCAAGAAGCUCCUGAUGAUAAAAAGCUGCAAAUGGAGCUACGUUAUGGUAAAAAGCAACUUCAAACUCUGAUAGAAAAUACUAUGUCUGAGAAUUGGAUUAAAAGUAACAGCCAAAAAUGCCCUGAAUGUCAAGCUGCGAUUGAGAAAUCCGAUGGUUGCAACAAAAUGGUGUGUUGGCGAUGCAAUACAUAUUUUUGCUGGUUAUGCAGUACCAUUCUUAAUCGUGAUAAGCCUUACGAACAUUUUCAAGAUAUGGACUCUAAAUGUUAUAAUAUGUUAUAUUAUGGAAUGCCAAUUGAAGAUGAUGACAAUGAAGAUGAUAUGUAUAUUGAUUACCAGUUUUAUCCUAAUUAUGAAUCAGAUGAAGAGUAUUAUGAAGAAAUUGUAAUCGCCUUCUCCUUCACCUUCAGCGGAAUCCAUACCGACUUCUUCAUAGUCUUUCUCAAGAGCCGCCAGAUCCUCACGUGCUUCAGAAAAUUCACCUUCUUCCAUACCUUCACCGACGUACCAAUGAACAAAUGCACGUUUGGCGUACAUAAGAUCAAAUUUAUGGUCAAGACGGGCCCAGGCUUCUGCAAUAGCAGUAGUAUUCGACAACAUGCAAACAGCACGCUGUACUUUGGCAAGAUCACCACCAGGUACCACAGUCGGCGGCUGGUAGUUGAUACCAACUUUGAAUCCAGUUGGACACCAAUCGACAAAUUGAAUAUCUACAGAAAGACGUUCCAUCAAAAGAGAGGUAAAUCCAGAACCAGUGCCACCUCCAAAGGAGUGGAAGAUAAGAAAUCCUUGAAGACCUGUGCAUUGAUCAGCCAAUUUACGAAUUCUGUCCAAUACAAGAAUAAAAAGAUAUUAACCAACUACUGUGGGUUCCAAGUCAAUGAAGACUGCUCUAGGUACGUGUUUUCCUGCACCAGUUUCGCUAAAGAAGGUGUUGAAACUAUCAUCGCCUCCACCAAUAGUUUUAUCAGAUGGCAUUUGACCAUCAGGCUGGAUGCCAUGCUCCAGACAAUAUAA
This is a messenger RNA of Heterotrigona itama, 2459 nucleotides long. Lineage: Eukaryota; Metazoa; Arthropoda; Insecta; Hymenoptera; Apidae. The record is from the annotation of a GenBank genome assembly.